Molecule: messenger RNA, 1599 nt
Organism: Helianthus annuus (common sunflower)
Lineage: Eukaryota; Viridiplantae; Streptophyta; Magnoliopsida; Asterales; Asteraceae
Product: serine carboxypeptidase-like 13
Exons: 14
Coding region: 3-1364 (453 amino acids)
Biological process (GO): secondary metabolic process; proteolysis
Molecular function (GO): acyltransferase activity, transferring groups other than amino-acyl groups; serine-type carboxypeptidase activity
Source: RefSeq, a predicted model, not a curated record
UAAUGAAGUCUACUUACAUAAGGCUUUCCCUUUUAAUCAUCAUUGUGCAUCUCACAGCUUUAUCAAAAUCAAAGUCAAUAAUCAGAAAUCUCCCUGGCUUUCAUGGUGAUCUACCAUUUAGUUUUGAAACCGGAUAUGUCGAAGUGGGAGACGACAAUGAAAUUCAGUUUUUCUACUACUUCGUUGAGUCUCAGAGAGACCCGUCACACGAUCCUCUUCUUCUUUAUUUAACCGGUGGUCCUGGCACUCCAGCACUGUACCCGUUCAUGUAUCAAAUAGGUCCACUAACUAUCAACGUUGAGCGUUCAUCGCCGAAUAACAUUACACUGGAGUUGAAUCCCAAUUCAUUGACAAAGGCUGCCAAUGUACUAUUCCUAGAUCUACCGACCGGUGUAGGGUUUUCAUAUGCUACAACAUCGGAAGCAUCACGGAGUAGUGAUUCCAUCUUAGCUUUACAUACAUAUAAGUUUCUUAAAAAGUGGCUUUCGGAGCAUGUGAAGUUUCGCAAUAACCCUUUGUACAUAUCUGGGAUUUCAUACAUGGGCAUUCUGGUACCGGUUGUUACCCUAGAGGCGUAUAAAGAUGAACAAGGAAAUCAACCACAUUUGAAUAUCAAAGGAUGUCUAAUAAUAAGCCCUCUCACCGAUAAGUUCAGCGAUUUCAAUUCGAGAUUAGAGUUUGCUCACCGGCUUGCACUAAUAUCAGAUGAUAUUUACAAGUCAACAAAAGAAUCUUGCAAUGGCAAUUAUGUAGAUAGGGAUCUGAACAACAUAUUGUGUUCGAGUAAUCUUCAAAGAAUGGAUGAAUGCACGAGUGGAAUUAACCCAUCAAAUAUAUUGGAGCCGCUAUGCGAAGAUUUAGAUACGGAUCCAACUUGUUCCAUUGAUAAGGUAUAUUUAGAGGUUUGGGCAAACGAUAAAGAGGUGCAAAAGGCUCUCCAUGUUCGUGAGGGAACAGUUAACACGUGGCAGCAAAACAAUGCUAUGCUCCAUUACGAUUUAAAGAAAAAUGAUACAAUAUAUUACUCAUACGACAUCUUCAGUAGUGUCGUGUACCAUAAACAGCUUGUGGACAGAAACUGCCAAGUUUUAAUCAUCAACGGUGAUCAUGAUAUGAAUUUUCCAUAUGUUGGCACCAUGGAAUGGAUAUCAUCUCUCAAUCUUCCAAUCGAAAGCCCAUGGGCGCCAUGGUUUGUUAGAAACCAAGUUGCUGGAUAUCGGACGAUAUAUACAAAGAAUGGAUACUCUUUAAUGCAUGCAACUGUUAAGGGUGCGGGCCAUUCAGUGGCAUUAUACAAGCCAGAAGAAGCUUUUGUUAUUGUGGAUUCAUGGCUUGCUUCACAUACCUAUUCAAGUGACUACUAAGCGUGGAGAAUAUAUAUAUAUAGCUAAUUCAUUGGUGUAAAAAAGCUUCUUUAUUUUUUUUAUGUGGAAAUAAAAGAUGUACAACAACGGAGUAGGGAAACUUAGGUCGAUUUUGCAGAUGUUACUAUUGAUCCUUCACAUUUUGAUGCAAGCUAGUUUGUUGGAAGUAUGACUUUGCAAAUAAAAUGGUCGUAAUGUUGGCCAUGUAAUAUGUAAUACAAUAUAUUUUAUAGUU